Messenger RNA from Clonostachys solani, 741 nucleotides. The record is from the annotation of a GenBank genome assembly. Lineage: Eukaryota; Fungi; Ascomycota; Sordariomycetes; Hypocreales; Bionectriaceae.
AUAUUUGUCGCGUCUGUGACAGAAUGCAUUAUCGAAGAUCCGGCCACAAAAAGACAACAGCCUCGUGAUUAUCUCCAGUCCCUAGAGGAGCGAGUAGGCAUGCUUGAGGGUCUUUUAGCCCAGACGUAUCCUGACUUAUCGAACGACCACCUUCGUGAAUUUGACAACAGAUCGGCAAAUACAUCGAAUGACCAGAACUACAACGGCCCCGUGGCUGAUGUGAUCAGCGAUUCCGAACGAAACCAAAGCGACCAGUUCAGCACAACUACUUCAUUCAUACCGGAGAGUAUUGCAGGUGCGCAAUUCACUUCAGGAGAUCACAUAAGCACCCCAAGCGUCGUGAACCAUUCUGAUAACGUGGAUGAUCUGUUUUCGGAAAUUGGGAUGCUGUCUCUCCAGGCUGCAGGGCAGAGUCCGCCGCAUCCGCAUUACUUCGGACCAGGGUCAAGCUUUGUCUUUUCAAAGUCGGUCUUUUCUCAUUUCAAUAGACUGAGAAGCCAGGGGCCAGGGCUCUCAUUAGGUGGGAUAUGGGACUGGAAGAUGUCGAAUCUGCCACCCGCUGUCCCCGCUGCUCUUCCCAGUCGCGAGAUUGGGCGGCUUUUGUCCAAUGCGUACUUUGAAAAUAUCAAUCCGCAGUACCCUAUCCUCCAUCGGCCGACAUUCACCAAGUGGGAGCAGGAAGUCAUGGACGCCGGAGAUAAUGCUACGAUUCCGCCCUCGGUUGCUAGCUUUUUCGUAAAC